GUUUUGUACUUCAAGCAAAACAAACAAACUAUGGCUGACGAUUUGGGUCUCGAUCUCGGAAAAAAGAAGAAGUCUAAGAAGGUGAUCAAAAUCGAUGGCGAUGAUGCUCCUGUUGAGACCGGCGUAGAAGCUGUAGAAGAUGGCUUGGGCGAGCUAAACCUUGGAGCUAAAAAGAAGAAGAAAACUCCAAAGACAGCCGGCGAAGAAGUAGUUGAAGAGAAAGUUCCAACUCUCGAAAUCGGAAUUGGAGCUCAAAACUUGAUCGAUGCAAAAGGGGCAUGGCCAGAUUACACAUACGAAGAAGCUCUCACUCUUGUCUAUCAGGUUAUGAAAGACAAAAAUCCAGACUUUGCUGGAGACAAGAAGAAGUUCGCCAUCAAGCUCCCAGAAGUUGCAAGAGCUGGAUCAAAGAAGACUGCUUUCUCCAACUUCCUCGAAAUUUGCCGGCUUAUGAAAAGACAAGACAAACACGUGCUCCAAUUUUUGCUCGCGGAAUUGGGAACGACUGGAUCCAUCGACGGAAGUAACUGUUUGAUUGUGAAAGGAAGAUGGCAACAGAAACAAUUUGAAAGUGUCCUCCGGAAAUAUAUCAAGGAGUACGUAAUGUGCCAUACUUGCAAGUCGCCAGAAACACAGCUCACCAAGGAUACUCGUCUCUUCUUCCUCCAAUGUACUAACUGUGGUUCCAGAUGCUCUGUUACAGCAAUCAAGAGUGGAUUCAAGGCUGUCGUAGGAAAGCGUGCCGCAAUUCGCCGAGCCGAAGAAGCUACAGCUGGAAAGUAAUAUUUUCUAAACUUUACUCGGUUGUUAUCCGGCUUUUUAUGGGUUGGUACUUCUUUCCAUUUUUCCGAAAUUCUUGUUUUGCUUUCUCUUUUCCUUGUUUUCCCCGUAUUUAUUUUUAUCCAGUUUCAUUUCCUUUCUCAUUCGAUUCGUGUUUUGAGAAUAAAUUCGGCAUAGU
Caenorhabditis elegans is the source of this 958-nucleotide messenger RNA. It is a transcript of the gene eif-2beta, whose product is annotated as Eukaryotic translation initiation factor 2 subunit 2. Gene Ontology annotation, molecular function: translation initiation factor activity. Gene Ontology annotation, cellular component: cytosol. NCBI's taxonomy places the organism in Eukaryota, Metazoa, Nematoda, Chromadorea, Rhabditida, Rhabditidae. Bases 31 to 783 code for a protein of 250 amino acids. Gene Ontology annotation, biological process: translational initiation. The record is from RefSeq and is marked reviewed. The transcript is spliced from 5 exons.